AUGGCUCACAUUCAUUGCUCCUCCCACACACACACUUCAAUUCAUAAUCACCCCACAAUCAUUCAACUUUCUUCCUCACCAAACCCAGAAGAAGAAUUGCUGUGCCGUGAAUGGAGAAGGAGUAGGAUCUGUGGAAGGAAGGAGGAAGGAGAAUGGAAUAAGAUCGAAUGA
Lotus japonicus is the source of this 171-nucleotide messenger RNA. RefSeq lists its product as uncharacterized. Bases 1 to 171 code for a protein of 56 amino acids. The record is from RefSeq and is a predicted model, not a curated record. The transcript is spliced from 2 exons. NCBI's taxonomy places the organism in Eukaryota, Viridiplantae, Streptophyta, Magnoliopsida, Fabales, Fabaceae.